This is a messenger RNA of Danaus plexippus (monarch butterfly), 1148 nucleotides long. Its product is annotated as eukaryotic translation initiation factor 4E1-like. Gene Ontology annotation, cellular component: cytoplasm; eukaryotic translation initiation factor 4F complex. The coding region runs from base 108 to 740 and encodes 210 amino acids. Gene Ontology annotation, molecular function: RNA 7-methylguanosine cap binding; translation initiation factor activity. Lineage: Eukaryota; Metazoa; Arthropoda; Insecta; Lepidoptera; Nymphalidae. The transcript is spliced from 5 exons. Gene Ontology annotation, biological process: translational initiation. The record is from RefSeq and is a predicted model, not a curated record.
CUGUUUUGUAUAUUUAUAGUUAGAAACCAAUUCUAAAACUACUUGAUCAAGCAACACUGACAUUUCUGUCUUUAAAAAAAAUCGAGUGUUGAGAAGAUUUUUGUGAUAUGGCUGGAAAUACUGCUGAAGAAGUUGAGGGAUCAGCACCCGCUGAGAACAAAACUACAGGGACUGUGGAGGUUCCCCCAGAGUUCUUGAUAAAGCACCCGCUACAGAACACAUGGAGUCUGUGGUUUUACGACAAUGACAGGAAUAAAUCAUGGGAGGAGAAUCAAAUUGAAUUAACUUCAUUUGACACAGUUGAAGAUUUCUGGAGACUGUAUCACCAUAUCAAAUUGCCAUCUGAGCUACGUCAAGGCCAUGACUAUGCUGUCUUUAAGCAAGGAAUCCGUCCCAUGUGGGAGGACGACGCCAACAAGAUGGGUGGACGUUGGCUAAUAAGUCUUGAAAAGAAGCAACGCAAUUCAGAUUUAGAUAGGUUUUGGUUGGAUGUGGUCCUGCUUCUGAUUGGUGAGAAUUUUGAAUAUGCUGAGGAAAUUUGUGGCGCUGUUGUAAAUGUGAGAGCAAAACUUGAUAAAAUUGGUGUUUGGACAGCAGACACAUCGAAACAACAAGCCAAUCUUGAGAUUGGUAGAAAAUUAAAGGAGCAACUCGGAAUUCACGGAAAGAUUGGAUUCCAGUUACACAGAGACACUAUGGUCAAACACAGUUCGGCAACUAAGAAUCUUUACACUGUUUAGUUAUUAAUAUAUUUAAAGGUAUGUGAUAGCAGUGGUCAUUGUAAACUGAUGAUCUUAGAUUACUGCGAACAAUACUUAUAUUUGUAUUUAUGUUCUGGAAUGUGGUGUGGGAUCUUCGGUCACUAGUUAACGAGUCUUAUGAUACUGUUGUCGCAUACGAUAGAAUAAAAGUUUUAUUUAACAGAAGUAGUAUUUACGUUGACAUUUCAUAUUAACUCGAGUGUUUAUUUACUCUAGUAGCGAUGAAUGCUGGCAUAAUGGAAGUCUGAUGUUUGUACUAAAGCUGUGCUUUGUAUGUCUUAAAUUCAGUAGAUGUAAGUUUGUAUUCAUCCUAAAUUUAUAUGGUAUCCAAUUACUUUUAAUUUUUCUGUUUUUAUUUUAAUAAAAUGCACACCACACUGACGGUAA